Elaeis guineensis (African oil palm) is the source of this 1094-nucleotide messenger RNA. RefSeq lists its product as uncharacterized. The record is from RefSeq and is a predicted model, not a curated record. Gene Ontology annotation, cellular component: COPII-coated ER to Golgi transport vesicle; endoplasmic reticulum membrane; endoplasmic reticulum-Golgi intermediate compartment. NCBI's taxonomy places the organism in Eukaryota, Viridiplantae, Streptophyta, Magnoliopsida, Arecales, Arecaceae. Gene Ontology annotation, biological process: endoplasmic reticulum to Golgi vesicle-mediated transport.
ACUUUCGCUUACUUGCUGCGGCGGGCAUCGAGGGUUUCGUCUUCUCGCCUCUUCCGUUGCGCUUCGAAUCGCCCAUCCCCCUCGCCCAAGCUUUCAAGCCAUGUAUGACAAUCUGAGCAAUCAGGCUGGGGUGCAGAGACCUCCUGUAAAUUCUCAACCAAAUCCAUUUGGCAAUGCAUUCUAUGGAGCCGGAUCUGGACUUAUCCGAGGUGGCCUAGGGGCAUAUGGAGAGAAAUUCUUGGGCUCAAGCUCUGAGUUCAUGCAAAGCAAUAUUAGCAGGUAUUUCUCCAAUCCUCAGUAUUAUUUUCAAGUGAAUGACCAGUAUGUGAGGAAUAAGUUGAAAGUGGUCCUAUUUCCAUUCCUACACAGGGGUCAUUGGACCAGGAUAACCGAGCCAGUUGGUGGUAGGCUUUCCUACAAACCUCCAAUCCAUGAUAUAAAUGCCCCGGAUCUGUACAUCCCUUUCAUGGCCUUUGGCACCUACAUUAUUCUCGCAGGCUUCUCAUUUGGUCUUAUGGGAAAGUUUAGUCCCGAAGCUCUGAGUUUGCAGUUCACAAGGGGAUUGUUUGGGUGGUUGAUGCAGGUUGCCCUCCUAAAAGGUUUCUUAUAUUCAUUAGGUGGCGGGGAGGCGCCGCUGCUUGAUAUAGUGGCAUAUGGUGGGUAUGCUUUCACAGGAUUGUCCUUGGCUGUGCUGGUAAAGAUCUUCUGGAGUUACUCAUAUUACUUCCUGAUGCCAUGGGCGAGUGUGUGUAUGGGGGUAUUUUUAGUGAAGACCAUGAAGAGGGUAAUCUUCACAGAGAUGAGGAGCUACGAGAGGCACUCAAGUAGGCAACACUAUCUACUACUUUUCAUGGCCAUUGCUCAGUUCCCGUUGCUGUUCUGGCUUGGCAAUUUUGGAGUGUGACAGUUUGUCACUGAGCUCUUUGUUUAGACUUUAGAUGAUAUCUAAUGAUAAUUCUCUGUCUCUCCUUUUAUCAAUGUGUGGUCGUGCGCGUGUGAAUGUCCUCUGAGAUUAUUGUGGGUAAUCAUGGUCUACAGUGCCAGGUAGAUAUUGCUAAUUAGAAAGAUCAGGCUCGAACGAGUAAAUUGGGUUU